AUGUGUGGGAAGUCGGAGCGUGGUCUUGGUGGAAAUGUCUGGUGUACUGAGAUCGGCAUUACCUAUAAAGUACCAAGCAACCAUCUGCGACAGUCAGUAAGACAAAUAAAUCAAAGAAGAUCUGGGUAUGGGCUCCAUAUGCGCGUAACUGAUACGAUCAAGUUCGAUACAAGUAUAGGAGUUCGAGCGCUGGCUGCCGCACGGCAUUCGACGUCGCGCCUUCGCUCCCGCAACUCGCCGAACCAGGUCUUGGUUAAGCUCGAAGAGUUCCAGAACUACUAA
This is a messenger RNA of Arctia plantaginis, 282 nucleotides long. NCBI's taxonomy places the organism in Eukaryota, Metazoa, Arthropoda, Insecta, Lepidoptera, Erebidae. The record is from the annotation of a GenBank genome assembly.